AUGGCUUUCCUCGCUUCGUUUGUCCGGUGGCUUGAGCUCAAGAAGUAUCAGCUCGAAGUCACCUUUAGCGUCUACAUCUACACCCCUUUCGAAAAGUUCAUCUUCUGGUCCUUCGUCUUCCUCCUCGCCAGUCUCACCUUCAUCGCAACGAUCCUCUACCUCCCCCACCACAUCAUCUUCCUCAUGAACCGCGCCUGGUUCUACGCCCACGGAGAUAGCGUCGACGUCUUGGAAUUGACAAAGGAUGCCGUUCAUACGCUUGCGCAGGGCGCCUUGAAUGCGGGGACGUCGACGGCUAGUUCUGUUGCCGAGGCUGCGACGGAGAUGAUAAGGGACUUAUGA
Molecule: messenger RNA, 342 nt
Organism: Scedosporium apiospermum
Lineage: Eukaryota; Fungi; Ascomycota; Sordariomycetes; Microascales; Microascaceae
Exons: 2
Coding region: 1-342 (113 amino acids)
Source: RefSeq, a predicted model, not a curated record